GGCACAUCGGCUGGACUCCGGGCAGAGGCACAUCGGGCAGAGGCACAUCGGGCUGGACUCCGGGCAGAGGCACAUCGGGCAGGACCCCGGGCAGAGGAACAUCGGCAGGACCCCGGGCAGAGGCACAUCGGGCAGGACCCCGGGCAGAGGCACAUCGGGCUACCAGGCGAAGCAGCAGGCAGCGGCCACCAGGCGGAGCGACAGGCACUGGGCCCCCGGGCGGGGCGACAGGCACCGGGCCCCCGGGCGGGGCGACAGGCACCGGGCCCCCAGGCGGGGCGGCGGGCGCCGGACCCCCAGGCGGAACUACAGGCAUCGGAUCCCCAGGCGGGGCGACAGGCAUCGGACCCCCAGUCGGGGCGACAGGCAUCGGACCCCCAGGCGGGGCGACAGGCAUCGGACCCCCAGGCGGGGCGACAGGCAUCGGGCCCCCAGGCGGGGCGGCGGGCGCCGGACCCCCAGGCGGAGCGGCGGGCGCCGGACCCCCAGGCGGAGCGGCGGGCGCCGGACCCCCAGGCGGAGCUACAGGUCUCGGGCCCUCAGGCGGAGCGGCGGGCGCCGGACCCCCAGAUGGAGCGACAGGUCUCGGGCCCUCAGGCGGAGCAACAGGUCUCG
Molecule: messenger RNA, 615 nt
Organism: Staurois parvus
Lineage: Eukaryota; Metazoa; Chordata; Amphibia; Anura; Ranidae
Source: the annotation of a GenBank genome assembly